Molecule: messenger RNA, 1335 nt
Organism: Aspergillus saccharolyticus JOP 1030-1
Lineage: Eukaryota; Fungi; Ascomycota; Eurotiomycetes; Eurotiales; Aspergillaceae
Product: putative MFS allantoate transporter
Exons: 8
Coding region: 1-1335 (444 amino acids)
Biological process (GO): transmembrane transport; tripeptide transport; allantoate transport
Cellular component (GO): plasma membrane
Molecular function (GO): allantoate transmembrane transporter activity; dipeptide transmembrane transporter activity
Source: RefSeq, a predicted model, not a curated record
AUGCAUACUCCCGCCGACGAGAAGAAAACCCAGUAUGAGGCCGGCAGGGAGGUCGAGGACCGCGAGAGCGUGGCGAAUGGCUCGUCGACAGAGUUCUCAGCUGAGACGGAGAGGAAGCUGGUGCGGAAGAUUGAUCUGAUGAUCCUCCCCAUCAUGCUCGUGGCAUAUAUGAUGUCCUUCAUGGACAAGCAGAUGCUGAGCUAUGCGGCCAUCAUGGGGAUCAUGCAGGAUCUGGGUCUGACGGGGUCAGAGUAUAGUUGGAGCUCGGCGAUUUUCUACUUUGGUUAUCUGGCUUUCAGCUAUCCCGCCUCGUUGCUGAUGGUUCGGUUUCCCUUGGGGAAGUAUCUGGCGUGUACUUACAUCAUCUGGGCGAUUGUCCUCGCCUGCCACGCCGCAACAACCACCUUCACCGGGUUGAUGAUCGCUCGCUUCGUCCUGGGCUGUACCGAAGCCAGCGUCUCCCCGGGGUUCAGUCUCCUGACCUCGCUGUGGUACCGCACCUCCGAGCAGCCCCUGCGCCAUGGGAUUUGGUUCUGUGGCAACUCGCUGUCGUUGAUUAUCGGGGGCGCGAUUGCUGUGGGGAUUUGGCAGAUCGAGACGAGCUUGCCAGCCUGGAAGUGGCUAUACAUCAUCUUCGGCCUCGUCACCUUGACCUGGGGGGUGGUGAUGCUGUUCCGCCUGCCCGACUCGCCCACCAACGCGACCUUCCUCACCCCGGAGGAAAAGGCCAUCGCGAUUGCGCGACUGAAGGCGAACCGGGCCGGGUACAAGACCAACCGGAUCGACCGGGGCCAGAUGGGGGAGGCGUUGCGGGAUCCCAAGACGUGGUUCUUGGGGGUGUUGAUUUUGGGCUGCAAUAUUCCGAAUGGAGGGUACACUACGUUUUCGGGACUGAUCCUCCAGGGAUUCGGGUAUAACACUCUCUACACCCUCCUCCUCGGUAUACCGGGGGGGUUUAUCUCAUUUCUGGUGGUCUUGGUCUCAUGCUACACCUCUUCCCGAAUCCCCAACAGCCGCUGCACCAUCUCCAUCAUUCUGACUUGCCUCAGCAUCCUAGGCACAGCCCUCGUCUCCGCCACCCACCACAACGCCUCCCGCUACAUCGGCCUCAUCCUCAUGAGCUUCUACGCGGUCACCAUGCCGCUCUCCAUGGCGCUGAUCAGCGCCAAUGUCGGCGGCGUCACCAAGCGCAGCACCGUCAGCGCCAUCUAUUUUAUCCUGUAUUGUGUGGGGAAUAUCGUCGGACCGCAACUAUUCUUUGCGGAUGAGGCGCCGCGGUAUCCGGUAGGUUUCUUGUUUUCUGACUGGGCUGAAUGGGGACAAGCUAAUCGGUGA